Messenger RNA from Eucalyptus grandis, 3699 nucleotides. RefSeq names its product DExH-box ATP-dependent RNA helicase DExH15 chloroplastic. The record is from RefSeq and is a predicted model, not a curated record. Gene Ontology annotation, molecular function: ATP binding; nucleic acid binding; RNA helicase activity. The transcript is spliced from 8 exons. Gene Ontology annotation, biological process: nuclear-transcribed mRNA catabolic process, 3'-5' exonucleolytic nonsense-mediated decay. Gene Ontology annotation, cellular component: Ski complex. NCBI's taxonomy places the organism in Eukaryota, Viridiplantae, Streptophyta, Magnoliopsida, Myrtales, Myrtaceae. The coding region runs from base 7 to 3513 and encodes 1168 amino acids.
AGCGACAUGGGAGUUUCUACGGCGGCGGAAAAAUCUCCCGCCAUGCGCAGCCUCUCCUUUAUCCUCUCGCCCCUUCCUCUCUCUCUCCCGAUCUCCGGCAUCAAGACCGGCCACCUCCCCCUCCGCUUCCUUCCCUCCCUAGGGUUUUUGCGCACCAAGCCACUCCUUCGCGCUCGCUACAAAGCCCCAACCCCUCUACUUCCCGAUGACUCCCAGCUCUCCGACGCCGACGAGGAGGCGGAGGAGGACGACGACGACGAGGACGAGGACGGCGAAGAGUUCGCCGCCGACGAGUACGACGACGUCUCCGGCGACGCCUACGACGGAACCGAGCAGAGCGAGGAUGAGAUUGAGGCCGCGGCGAGCGUGCGCGCCUCGUUUAGCGAGUCCAAGUCGCGGAGAGUGGAGAAGCUCUGCGGCGAAGUCAGGGAGUUCGGCGCUCAGCUCAUCGACUUCGACGAGCUCGCUUCGGUCUAUGACUUUCGCAUCGACAAAUUCCAGCGAUUGGCGAUCGAGGCGUUUCUGAGAGGGUCUUCUGUCGUGGUUUCGGCGCCUACUAGCAGCGGAAAGACAUUGAUUGCGGAAGCUGCGGCAGUGGCCACAGUAGCCAGAGGGAGGCGAUUGUUCUACACGACUCCUCUCAAGGCACUGUCUAACCAGAAAUUUCGCGAGUUUCGUGAAACAUUUGGAGACAAUUAUGUUGGCCUUCUAACAGGAGAUAGUGCAGUGAACAAGGAUGCUCAAGUGGUAAUCAUGACUACAGAGAUACUGCGGAAUAUGCUGUAUCAGAGUGUUGGAAAGGCCUCUUCAGGGAGUGGACUUUUUCAGGUGGAUGCUAUUGUCUUGGACGAAGUUCACUAUUUAAGUGAUAUAUCUAGGGGGACAGUCUGGGAAGAAAUAGUUAUUUAUUCCCCAAAAGAAGUUCAACUUAUAUGUCUGUCAGCAACAGUUGCAAAUGCAGAUGAGCUUGCUGGCUGGAUUGGCCAGAUCCAUGGUAAAACAGAGUUGGUUACCUCAUCAAGACGUCCAGUCCCACUGACUUGGCACUUCUCCACAAGGACUUCCUUGUUACCCCUUCUUGAUGAAAAAGGAAAGCGGAUGAACCAGAAACUAUCACUUAAUUAUCUGCAACUUCAUGCCACGGAGCGUAACUCAUAUAAGGAUGAUAGUAUCAAAAGAAGGAAAUCAAGAAGACGCGGGGGUGAUAUUAACAUCAACAAUGUUGAUGGUAUCACCAUGGAAGCUCCUCUUUCAAAGAACAACAUGAAUGCAAUUCGCCGUUCACAAGUUCCUCAGGUGAUUGACACUCUGCAUCAAAUCGAAGCAAGGGAUAUGCUUCCAGCCAUUUGGUUCAUAUUCAGCCGGAGAGGCUGUGAUGCAGCUGUUCAGUACCUUGAAGGAUGCAACCUCCUGGAUAGCUGCGAGAUGAGUGAAGUUGAACUAGCUUUGAAGCGGUUUGGUAUUCAGUAUCCUGAUGCCGUCAGGGAAUCAGCUGUGAAAGGACUUAGGCGCGGUGUUGCUGCACAUCAUGCAGGGUGUUUGCCUUUAUGGAAGUCAUUUAUUGAACAACUUUUUGGACGAGGACUUGUCAAGGUUGUCUUUGCUACAGAAACACUGGCUGCAGGAAUCAACAUGCCUGCUAGGACAGCAGUAAUUGCAGCUCUCAGCAAGAGAAGUAGCAGUGGACGUAUUCAAUUAACCUCGAAUGAACUGCUUCAAAUGGCCGGUCGUUCUGGUCGCAGAGGCAUUGACAAAAGGGGUAAUGUUGUCCUUGUCCAAACUGCUUAUGAGGGUGCUGAAGAGUGCUGCAAGCUGCUUUUUUCUGGGGUAGAGCCUCUGGUGUCACAGUUUACUGCUUCAUAUGGAAUGGUGCUGAACCUUUUGGCUGGUGCCAAACUUACAAGUCACUCAAGUGAGUCGGGUGAAGUGAAAAUUUCUCGAGCAGGACGAACACUGGAAGAAGCUAGGAAGUUAGUGGAGCGAAGUUUUGGCAACUAUGUGGGCAGCAAUGUUAUGCUUGCUGCCAAGGAGGAGCUCUCAAAAAUAGACAAGGAGAUUGAGAUUUUAACGUCUGAGAUUACUGAUGAUGCUAUAGACCGAAAAGCAAGAAGUACUUUGUCAAAUGCAGCCUAUAAGGAGAUCGCUGAUCUACAGGAAGAACUAAGGACUGAGAAACGCCUUCGGACUGAACUACGCAAAAAAAUGGAAUUGAAAAGAAUAUCUGCUGUGAAACCUCUACUUGAGGAGUUGGAGAAUGGACAGUUGCCCUUUAUAUGUUUGCAAUAUAAGGAUUCUGAAGGAGUUUUACACUCUAUUCCGGCUGUUUACUUGGGGAAGGUUGACUCUCUCAAUGGGUCAAAAGUCAAGGACAGAAUUCUUGGUGACGAUUCUUUUGCAAUAAGUGGAGUGGGAGCAGAGGGAUUUGAACCAUCUUAUCACGCAGCCCUUGGUUCAGAUAACUCAUGGUACUUAUUUACAGAACAGUGGAUUAGAACAGUCUAUCGGACUGGUCUUCCUAAUGUGGCCUUAACUGAGGGAGAUGCUUUGCCUCGGGAACUUAUGGUGACACUUCUAGAUAAGGAUGAUAUGCAGUGGGAUAAGCUUAGUGACAGUGGAUUUGGGGGUUUAUGGUACAGAGAAGGGUCACUGGAAACGUGGUCUUGGAGUUUAAAUGUGCCUGUCUUGAACAGUCUUUCAGACAAAGACGAGGCAUUAUACAUGUCUCAAGAAUUCCAUGAUGCUGUAGAAUGCUACAAAGCACAAAGGACUAAAGUCGCACGGUUGAAGAAAAAGAUAGCUCGUACAGAAGGCUUUAGAGAAUAUAAGAAGAUCAUAGACAUGACCAAGUUCACCGAGGAAAAAAUAAAGCGCUUGAAGACUAGAUCGAAGCGCCUAAUUAAUCGUAUAGAGCAAAUUGAACCGUCUGGAUGGAAGGAGUUUUUGAAGGUGAGCCAUGUUAUUCAUGAAUCUAGAGCACUUGAUGUCAACACGAACAUUAUAUUCCCUCUUGGGGAAACUGCUGCUGCGGUAAGGGGAGAAAAUGAGCUCUGGCUUGCGAUGGUUCUGAGAAGUAAAAUUUUACUGGGCUUGAAACCAGCCCAGCUUGCUGCUGUCUGCGCCGGUUUAGUUUCAGAAGGGAUCAAAGUCCGACCUUGGAAAAACAACACCUAUAUAUUUGAACCAUCCACGACGGUGACUGAUGUCAUUGAUCUCUUGGAUGAUCAAAGAAAUUCUAUUUUGAAUCUGCAAGAGAAACAUGGAGUGCAGAUACCUUGCUGUUUGGACAGUCAAUUCUCAGGCAUGGUCGAAGCAUGGGCAUCUGGAUUGACAUGGAAGGAGAUCAUGAUGGAUUGUGCGAUGGACGAGGGGGAUUUGGCUCGUCUCCUAAGGCGGACGAUCGAUCUACUUGCUCAGAUUCCUAAGCUGCCCGAUAUUGAUCCACAGUUGCAAAAGAACGCGCUUGCCGCAUCCAGCGUAAUGGAUCGUCCACCCAUAAGUGAGUUGGCAGGUUAAAUUGGUGCUCGCCAUUCGACAUUUGUAAAAGUCCUUCCUAAUUGUUUAUCACAGAAAAAGAAAGGUUUCUGUUGCGAUUUAUUCACUGACAAGGCUGCAUCAAUUGCAUGGAAUAAUCCAAGCAAGUAUUUCCUGUCAAAAUCUUGCAUCUUCAUCGAAGGAGAUGAUGCGAAGACUUCCUGUGAA